Molecule: messenger RNA, 1393 nt
Organism: Cherax quadricarinatus
Lineage: Eukaryota; Metazoa; Arthropoda; Malacostraca; Decapoda; Parastacidae
Source: RefSeq, a predicted model, not a curated record
UCUGCCAACAUGAACUGGGCGACUCAAGCACGUUGACAAUAUCAUUGUGGAUUUAGUAACUUUCAGAACUUUGAAGAUUUCGAUCUGGUACAGCUGGAGUUACUGUUUUGUUGGAGUUACCCUUUAGGAAGACCUAUUUCACACGGGGAUAAAGAAGAUAAAGGAUAUGUUAAAGCAUAAAAGUCUGGGUGGGGAAAUUUUGACAGUCGGUGCAAUCAUGAGAAGUGGGACGUAUCUCAGGACAAAGAUGUCACAAUAAUAAGGGCCAUAGCUUAGCGCUGAUCAAAAUGAGCUAUAUAUAUAUAUGCAAGAAUAGAAAAAGACGCAGUCUAGCAAUUACCAAGAUAGGGAAAUAGUCAAGCAGUGACCAUGGGUUGAGGAGGAGGAUUGGCUUGCGUGACCAUGGUGGGGAGUAUAUUACGUGGCGAGAGACAGUAUCCAGCGUCACACCUCAACCAACCAACACCAUGACUACAGCAAAGGUGACGAUCUUGGCAAGCCUACUAACUCUCACGCUUGGAGAGACUUCCUACCACUCUGCUCCUAUUCAUCACGGGACAACAAUAAUCCACGAGGGACCAGUCCACCAUGGUGGUUCAGGUUACCAUGGUGGCUUAGGUCUUCAUGGUGGUGUAGGUCUUCAUGGUGGUGGAGGACUUCAUGGUGGUGGAGGACUUCAUGGUGGUGGAGGACUUCAUGGUGGUGGAGGACUUCAUGGUGGUGGAGGACUUCAUGGUGGUGGAGGACUUCACGGUGGUGGAGGACUUCAUGGUGGCCAUGGCCUUCAUGGUGGCACGGUCGUCCAUUCUGGCCCCGUCGUCCAUUCUGGCCCCGUCGUCCAUUCUGGCCCCGUCGUUCAUUCUGGCCCCGUCGUCCAUUCUGGCCCCGUCGAUCACAAGACAUAUGCAAACGCCAAGCCACAAUACAGCUUCGGUUAUGGAGUCAAUGAUGACUACUCUGGCAACAACUUCGGCCAUCAAGAAUCUCGUGACGGCUACAAGACAGAAGGAAAGUACUACGUGAACCUUCCUGACGGCCGUGUCCAGACUGUCAAGUACUACGCAGACGAGACCGGCUACCACCCAGAGGUCUCCUAUGAGGGUGUGGCCCACUACGACUCCCACACUCCCACUUACCACAACUCCGCUCCAGUUCAUGUGUCCGGCUACCACUAACAGUACCUAUUUUUGCCAAAAUUCAUGAUAAUAUAUAAGCAUGCUGAAAUCUCAGAACAUAGUGUAAUAUUUGUUAGUGAUCACUGUAGACUCGAAGCACCGGUCUGGAAUUACAGCGGUCACUUUUACCACUCUUAACUCUAAAGGCACAAAAAAAAAAAUGAUAACUAUCCAAAGAAUCUAGCUUUGAAGAUUACUGCUGCUGCCACGAUUUUGUU